CUCAAUUGUAGCACUAAAAACAGCCCAAUAAAAUUAAUGUUCCGAAAAUUUACAGACGAACCCCUCACGCUUGCAAGCAAGCGUAUCGUUAGCGCCGUUUGACAUCGCUUUCGCUUUUGCUGUUCCCAAGAGCUGCUUCUGCUCUCUCAUCCUGCUCGUCUUUUCUCUUUUUAUUAUUAGUUAAUUAAUUAAUAAUUAAACACCAGAGCCCUAGACCCCCAAAUCCUCUCAUUUUCUCCGGCGACAGAUUGCCGUCUAGACUCCGGCGGCUAUGGCCGAUCACCGAUCGAAGACCGAAAUCUCUUUUGCUGGGAGAUUCGCCAGCAGCGCCAUCGCCGCUUGCUUCGCCGAGAUUUGCACCAUUCCUUUGGACACUGCAAAAGUCAGGCUUCAGCUUCAAAAGAAAGCGGUUUCAGGAGAUGUAGCGACUUUACCAAAAUACAGAGGCAUGUUAGGCACUGUAUCUACAAUUGCUAGAGAAGAAGGCAUGGCAGCACUUUGGAAAGGUAUUGUGCCAGGAUUACAUCGUCAAUGUGUAUUUGGAGGCCUACGGAUCGGACUGUAUGAGCCGGUUAAAUCCUUGUAUGUUGGUGAGAAUUUCGUUGGAGAUAUUCCUCUAACCAAGAAAAUACUUGCUGGCCUUACAACUGGUGCUAUAGCAAUAACAAUCGCUAAUCCAACCGAUUUGGUGAAAGUACGACUUCAAGCUGAAGGUAAGCUUCCAGCGGGUGUACCAAGACGUUAUUCAGGAGCUCUGAAUGCAUACUCGACUAUAGUCAGACAGGAAGGAGUGGGUGCUCUGUGGACUGGGCUUGGUCCUAAUGUUGCACGUAAUGCUAUAAUAAAUGCUGCAGAAUUGGCAAGUUAUGACCAAGUGAAACAGACCAUAUUGAAAAUUCCCGGCUUCUCUGACAAUGUCUUUACCCAUCUUUUAUCUGGUCUUGGGGCUGGCUUCGUUGCAGUCUGUAUUGGUUCCCCUGUUGAUGUGGUUAAGUCCAGAAUGAUGGGAGAUUCAGCCUACAAAGGCACACUUGAUUGCUUCGUCAAGACUCUAAAAAAUGAUGGUCCGCUUGCUUUCUACAAGGGUUUCAUUCCAAAUUUUGGUCGUCUAGGUUCAUGGAACGUAAUUAUGUUUUUGACUUUGGAACAGGUCAAAAAACUGUUUGCAAAAGAAGUGCGAGUGUAACACGUGACUUUGUUGUUAAUGAUGUUAUUUGCUUUUUUAGUUCAAUAACACUUCUACAGGUCAAUUCUACCAGUCAAGAUCAAUUUGCAAUAAACAGUCAUUUCCUCGAGUAGGAGAUAUUAGCUGGAUCAUUCAAUAUUUUCCGGUUGAGGAGCGCAGGCAAAUUUUCGCUUUUUUCAUCUUGUUGGAAUAAAGAAGAGGCUCAUUGAACAAACAGCCUCCAAAUGUAUAACUACACUAAUGUCCGCCAAGUCUUCUAAAUUUUGGGGCAUAUCUGUACUAGUAUAACCUAAUCGAUUCUUGGUUCCUGUACUGGGACGACUGCUUAAAGGCAAUCAUCCCUUGUUUAAUUUUACUACUGUACAAUAAAGAGUUGCUAGGAACCAAUUUUGCUGCUAACAGGAUAUAUUGUCCAUUUCGUUUCAUGUUAUAUUAAGUGGUAAUUGUAA
Molecule: messenger RNA, 1635 nt
Organism: Asparagus officinalis (garden asparagus)
Lineage: Eukaryota; Viridiplantae; Streptophyta; Magnoliopsida; Asparagales; Asparagaceae
Product: mitochondrial uncoupling protein 1-like
Exons: 9
Coding region: 272-1186 (304 amino acids)
Biological process (GO): mitochondrial transmembrane transport; mitochondrial transport
Cellular component (GO): mitochondrial membrane
Molecular function (GO): oxidative phosphorylation uncoupler activity
Source: RefSeq, a predicted model, not a curated record